Molecule: messenger RNA, 1854 nt
Organism: Colletotrichum phormii
Lineage: Eukaryota; Fungi; Ascomycota; Sordariomycetes; Glomerellales; Glomerellaceae
Product: WD domain-containing protein
Exons: 2
Coding region: 45-1595 (516 amino acids)
Biological process (GO): ribosomal large subunit assembly
Cellular component (GO): nucleolus
Molecular function (GO): protein binding
Source: RefSeq, a predicted model, not a curated record
AAAAAGUACGAUUUUCGAGCAGGCGGUCAACCGACGCAACAAUCAUGGCGACGGUACUCCCCCCGCCCUCGAAGCGCCAAAAGCGCGAGACGCUCGAGAAGACCCAGACCCAGCAAGAUGUCACAGCAAUGGCCCCGGGCCUCGAGGGCUCCUUCAAGGCCCGCUUCGUCAACGGCGACGGACAGCAGCUGGCUGAAGUGAUUGAGGUGCCCCUCGCCGACGCCUCUGAGAAGAACUUGACUCUCCUCCUCAACACCUUGCAAGGAAAGGACAGAGAAGACUUCCUCCCGUACAAGUUCCGAAUCCACAUCCCCGACACAGACAUCAUCGUCGACCAAUACCCCACCAACCUCCUCGAGCUCCUCCGCAGCCAUGGCGUCGCAAAUCCCUUUGAAACAACAGUCACCCUCAGUGCCGAGCCCCAGGCCGUAUUCAAGGUGCAAGCCGUCACCCGUAUGGCCCACCGCAUCCCAGGCCACGGCGAAGCCAUCCUUUCAGCCCAGUUCUCACCCGAGACCAGCAAGAGGUUAGCAACGGGCGGAGGUGACAAGACGGCGCGCAUAUGGGACACUGAGACAGGCACCCCGAAGUUCACACUCUCGGGCCACACUGGUUGGGUGCUCUGCGUGGCGUGGUCCGCCGACGGUCGCCGCCUUGCAACGGGCAGCAUGGACAAGACGGUCCGCCUCUGGGAUCCGGAUAAAGGCGUCGCCGUCGGUCAACCCCUGGCAGGCCAUGCGAAAUGGGUCACCGGCAUCGCCUGGGAACCCUACCACCUCUGGCGCGACGGCACUCCUCGCCUGGCAUCCGCCAGCAAGGACGCAACGGUGCGCAUCUGGGUCGUCAACACGGGGCGGACAGAGCAUGUCCUCUCGGGCCACAAGAGCAGCGUCAGCUGCGUGAAAUGGGGCGGCACCGGGCUCGUCUACACGGGUAGUCACGACAAGACGGUCAAGGUCUGGGACUCAGUCAAGGGCACCCUCGUACACACGCUCUCCUCGCACGCUCACUGGGUAAACCACCUCGCUCUGUCUUCCGACUUUGCCCUGAGAACGAGCUUCUACGACCACACGCCCACUCCGGACACUGAAGAGGCGCGCCGCGCAAAGGCAAAGGAGCGCUUCGAGAAGGCCGCCAAAAUCCAGGGCAAGGUAGCCGAGCGCAUCGUCUCGGCCAGCGACGACUUCACAAUGUACCUCUGGGACCCGUCGCAGGGCACGAAGCCCGUGGCGCGCAUGCUGGGUCACCAGAAGCAGGUCAACCACGUCACCUUCUCCCCUGACGGCACCCUCAUCGCCAGCGCAGGCUGGGACAACCAUACCAAGCUCUGGAGCGCGAGGGACGGCAAGUUCAUCAACACCCUUCGCGGACACGUUGCGCCCGUGUACCAGUGCGCCUUCUCCGCCGACUCGCGGUUGCUCGUGACCUGCUCAAAAGAUACCACGCUCAAGGUGUGGUCUAUGGCGACGCACAAGCUGGCUUCAGACCUGCCGGGGCACCAGGACGAGGUGUAUGCCGUCGACUGGAGUCCCAGGGAUGGGCAGCGUGUGGGCAGUGGUGGAAAGGACAAGGCUGUGAGGUUGUGGUGUCACUGAGGGAGAAGUACCGCGCGCUUCCGUUGCGCGAGGUGGGCAGUUGCUGCAAUGCGUGGUCUUGCGCAUAUGAUGGAUGGGAUUUUUUGGCAACUAGAAUACGGAUACACAAAAGAGAAUAUACCCCUUUGUUCCCAAGUUGUGUACUCCUUGCAUGUGCCUUUCUUUGGCUUGAACUACACCUUGAACCGCCGAGUUCGAUGUCGGCGAAGUGUGCCGUUGGGGACGUACGUAUUCGCAUCGAUCUGAUAUGAACUCUACC